AUGGCUCCGCAACCAAGGAAACCUCUCAUUCUUGCUAUCCCGCUGGAGGUUCGACACGAGAUAUACCGCUAUACGUGGACGGUCCCCAUCGAUGUCAAGAAACACUUACAGAAGCCUUACGCGUACUAUGACCUGUACUUUUUGUCGAAACCCUACCGGGAACUCCAGGUCAAACAACUUCAUACGCUCCUUUCUAUCUGUGGACAGAUGAGAGACGAGGUCCUCUCAGAAUACUUCUACCGAACGCAGGUUCAUUUCCGGCACCUUUCCACCUUCGGGACGAUCCUCCUCUGGCAAUCCAAGGCAAACCACUACAUACGGUCCUCUCUUCUCUUUUCGUCCUAUACCCAGCACGUCAGCCUUACUUGGGAACCACGCCGUCAUCCGCCACCCGAAUCUCUUCGUGAAUUUUCCAAGACUAUUGAAUGGAUGUUGCAGCUGAAGCAGCUCAAGACCGUUGAGCUUGUGAUUAUUGAUUCGCAGUUGCACACUUUCAAAUAUUUCCUGGACCAGUUGACGGCCGCCCUAAACGAUUUUUGCGCAUUCCAUAUCGUGUUUCAGCUCGGAAAUAAGCUGCACAACCUAGAGAAGAUUGUUCUCAAGCUCUAUCUUAACAGACGCUGGGUGGAACUGGAUGCGGAUUUCUUGAAAAGUGCACCUCGGCUUCGGUAUUUCAACGACGUUCUUUCAAGGUCGUUGCGGGAGGACCUCAAACAACCACCCAUCGCGCCCGCAGGUAAUCUUGAUAUCGAAAACUUUGCCUAUAAUGGUCAUGAUGCUUGA
Messenger RNA from Neurospora crassa OR74A, 783 nucleotides. RefSeq lists its product as hypothetical. The transcript is spliced from 2 exons. NCBI's taxonomy places the organism in Eukaryota, Fungi, Ascomycota, Sordariomycetes, Sordariales, Sordariaceae. The record is from RefSeq and is a predicted model, not a curated record. The coding region runs from base 1 to 783 and encodes 260 amino acids.